UUGACCACCUCUUGGUGACAGACCACAUGCCCGGGGCUGUGCACAGCUUCACACUGGGCCCUGCCUUGGAGCCACUGGCCCCCGCCUCCAUGAUGGGACUGGAGGGCCCCUGCUGGGUGGGCCUGGGGCCCAAUGGGGGCCUGGCUGUGAGUGAGGAGUUCGGGGACGUGCGGCUCUUUGGCAGUGCCCGCCAGCCCCUGUGCUCCCUGGGGGACCUGACUGGGCACCACUUUGGCACCCUGGCAGGCGUGUGCACCGACGCAGCGGGCAGUGUCAUUGUGGCAGACGAGCAGCGGCGCCAGGUGACCCUGUUCCCCCGGGCCAGGGCGCCCAUCUGCUUGGUGUCCGAGGGGCUGAGGUGGCCCCUGGGUGUGGCCUGUGCGCCCCAGGGCCAGCUCAUGGUGGCGGACGCAGAGGACGGCUACAUCAAAGUGUACCAGUCCCACUUGGAAUUGGCCUGAUCCGGUGGGCUUGAACGGGAGCAGCCCCUGACUGUGCAUGGGUCCAGUCCCCGGGGUUUGGACCACGAC
Messenger RNA from Eubalaena glacialis (North Atlantic right whale), 530 nucleotides. It is a transcript of the gene NHLRC4, whose product is annotated as NHL repeat containing 4. Gene Ontology annotation, molecular function: protein binding. Lineage: Eukaryota; Metazoa; Chordata; Mammalia; Artiodactyla; Balaenidae. The coding region runs from base 27 to 461 and encodes 144 amino acids. The record is from RefSeq and is a predicted model, not a curated record. The transcript has a single exon.